AGUUUCAUUUCCAGUUAUGUUGCGCUUAGUGGAUCUUCGACGUCAUCAUCUCUUUUUUUUUGUCUCUCCCAACUACAAACUGCGAAGUUGCUCGACGAAGAACACACUCGUUUUGUAAAGCCCAAUCGUAYUUGCCUCUACAGAAGAAGCCUUUUUUUAACCGAAGCAACAACGGGUAGAAAGAUGAGACUCGCACCUUUGUUGUGUUUCUUCAGUUUUAUUUGGUUGGCAGAUUGUGCACCACCGACAUGCUAUUCCCGAGUYCUUGGCUUGAGCAAGGAAAUAAUGGACCUUUUGGAAAAACUGCACAAUUAUCAUCUCACGAAAACCUGCGUGGAGAUUCUGCCCAAAAUGUUUCUGGAUGUGCACAAUUCGUGCAUCGUGACCAAGCUCCGUGACUUCCUCUACGUUGUGGAGAACCUUCCCACACAGUACUGCAGAGAGCGACCCAGGAUCGUGUUGUUGAAGCGCAAAGUCAACAACCUGUACACGAUUAUCAACAGAAUCUGUUAUCGGGACCUAGUGUAUUUCACAGAUGACUGUGAGGCCAUUGAGACUGGACAGAGUAACCCUCGCUACGGAGAGGACAGGCUCCAGCUGCUGGUGGAAGAGAAGAGAUGAGCCCAUCCAGAGACAAACACACACACGCUCACAUGUGCGAACAGCGCACAUCUCACACACACACACACACACUCACACACAGGAAUGGAAGUGUGAGGGUAUGUAAACCCUGUUUCACUCAAAAUCACACACACAUACCAUCACACACAACACACAACUCUAGUGGAAAAACAUGCCAACGCUGUUUAUUUUCUAACCAAUGUAGUGGUGGCCUACAGAGUUGAUGUUAUUGGUGAAGUCUCAUGUUAGAUGGCAUGUGUCUGGUUACAUUACACCAAGUGGUGGAGGACUUUCCACAGGAAAUUUGCUGAAUACCAGCCAUUCCAAUGAAACCCUUAAAAUAAUAAACCAAUAAGAAAUGUUUGUGAGCCURGCUUACCGCUGCUUACUUACCAUACUGUUCGAAAGGGAAUGCCUAAUUUAUCCAAAUAUGUUGUAUGUUUCCAUAACCCUUCGUACUACUAAGCUGUCUUAAGGCUUACACAUACCCAGUUCCCAGCCUGUACACCCCUGAGAAAAUAAUGAUUACCUCAUGCUUGUUGUUUGAUUGUAUGAAUAGGCCUACUCUUUAACCUUUAGUUAUGUAUCUUGUUUUGAUGUCGGCUAACCUUCAUCAUUAUCGCGUUUUCUAUGUAAUUGGUACAAUAUACGUUUGUGUAGUGUAUUACUUAUAUGUAUGUAAUAAAACAACUAUAUCUCUUU
This is a messenger RNA of Salvelinus sp. IW2-2015, 1323 nucleotides long. It is a transcript of the gene cytl1, whose product is annotated as cytokine like 1. The record is from RefSeq and is a predicted model, not a curated record. NCBI's taxonomy places the organism in Eukaryota, Metazoa, Chordata, Actinopteri, Salmoniformes, Salmonidae. Gene Ontology annotation, biological process: positive regulation of transcription by RNA polymerase II.